This is a messenger RNA of Verticillium nonalfalfae, 1260 nucleotides long. RefSeq lists its product as uncharacterized. The coding region runs from base 1 to 1260 and encodes 419 amino acids. The record is from RefSeq and is a predicted model, not a curated record. Lineage: Eukaryota; Fungi; Ascomycota; Sordariomycetes; Glomerellales; Plectosphaerellaceae. The transcript has 2 exons.
AUGCCGCCUAGGCUGCCUUCAAUUGCAUCGCGCGACUUCUCAACAGCGGCGACAUCGAAUGAGUUUAGAGACCAGUGGACGAGACCUGGCGAUGUCUUCAGUGUACUUCUCCUCCUCGGUGGUGAGAUCGUCGCUCGCGCCCUGGCUCAACUUGCCGGGCGUGGAGUGGCGCCUGUCACCUUCUCUUUCGGAUGGGUAGCGUAUUCGCUGUCGGCACUGACCUCCGCCGUCGGCGAGAACAAGCUCAUGCCCCAGGCGCCAGACUGCCAGUGCAUCGUCAUGAACGGCAAGACGGGCAUCCAGAUGGAGAACUCAAGUUGGAUCAUCGGCAGGAUGGUGCGCGACUUUGAGACGUGGUGCCACCCGGGCACCAGGGCCAAGACGAACGAAGUCCUCGAUGAGCGAUGGCUCGAGAUCAAGGUCAAGGACGGCCAGGCCCCACGCCCCAUCCGCGGCGGGCUCAUCGUCUCCGUCUACCGCCCGAGCACCGAGCGCAAGCCCGGCCUGCCCGAGCCCGACCUCGUCUACUGGAGCGGCUUCGUCACCAUGGCGCUCCAGCUCGGCCUCGCCGCCGUGCCGCUCGCCGUGUCCGGCCACUGGGGCAUCCUCCUCAUCACGGCGUGCGGCACGCUGCUCGCGCUGCUGACGGGCCUGCUGCCGCAGUGGCGGCUCGAGAAGUGGGCGUGCCGCAUGAGCUCGCGCGAUGCCUAUGUCCUGACGCGCGGCAACGGCGCCCAGCACGCUAUUGUCAUCCUCGGCAACGGCCACGGCAUGAACCUCGCCGACCUGGCCGCCGGCCAGAACAACCUCGACACGUCGGCCCACCACUGGACGCGGGGCUCCGUGCUCGCCCUCGCCAUCCUGUGGAUCCUCCUGCUCAUCACUGCCGCCGGCAUCAGGGACGACACCUGGUUCCUGCUCGGCAUUGGGGGCCUGGGCAUCCUACAGAACGUCUUCGUCGCCGGCUGGACGCGCCGCCCGGAGCAUUUUGGGGUGCCCCUCGAUUUCGUCGAGGCCAUCGGCAAGACAAAGGUCAUGCGGACACUGUUUGAGGUCGAGGAGCGGUACCCGGGCCUCGGCCGUGUUAUGAGGGAUGAGUUUUUCCCAGGGGCGCUUCUGCCGGAGGAGACCCUACGCUGGCAAGAGUUCGAGAAGACCAAGGCCGAAGGCUCGAACAGCAGCAACUCUCAGUCUCUGCUUGAUGUGUCUAGGCAAGAACCGCCGGUGCCAGUCCAGGACAGCACACGAGGGACGAGUUGA